AUGAGCGCCAGGCGAUUCUUUGUGGGCGGCAACUGGAAGGCGAAUGGAGGCCAGAGCUUCGUCCGCUCCCUCGUAGCGGACCUCAACGCAGGAAAUGUCCCUGAGGACGUUGAGGUGGUGAUUUCCCCGCCCUCGCUCUACCUGGCCCAGGUGCGCAAGGAGAUCGCUGUGUCCGCACAGAACUGCUACCACCAGGACGGUGCCUUCACGGGCGAAGUCACCGCUUCGAUGGUGAAGGACCUUGGUCUCCCGUGGGUCAUCCUGGGCCACUCCGAGAGGAGGAGCAUCUUCAAGGAGAGCGAUGAGCUGAUUGGCACCAAGGUCGCCAAGUGCCUGGGUGUGGGCCUGAAGGUGAUCGCCUGUGUGGGCGAGCAACUUUCGGAGCGUGAGGAGGGCAAGACCACCGAGGUCGUCUUCUCUCAGCUCAAGGCCAUUGCGGCCAACGUGACUGACCCCAAGGGCUGGGAGAACGUCGUUAUCGGCAUCACCGCCGCCGCCCGAAUCCCCGGCCUCUGCCGAGCCGAAUCUGCCAACCACCACUACCACCCCGUCAGCGCCAUCAGCGCCAUCAUCGCCCUCACUGUCAUCGCUGUCGCCAGCGGCCGGCGCAAGCAGGGAGGUGGACCAAACCGAUGA
Acanthamoeba castellanii str. Neff is the source of this 636-nucleotide messenger RNA. Its product is annotated as triosephosphate isomerase. The record is from RefSeq and is a predicted model, not a curated record. The coding region runs from base 1 to 636 and encodes 211 amino acids. The transcript is spliced from 8 exons. Gene Ontology annotation, molecular function: triose-phosphate isomerase activity. Gene Ontology annotation, cellular component: cytosol. Gene Ontology annotation, biological process: glycerol catabolic process; glyceraldehyde-3-phosphate biosynthetic process; glycolytic process. Lineage: Eukaryota; Discosea; Longamoebia; Acanthamoebidae.